Molecule: messenger RNA, 255 nt
Organism: Parnassius apollo (apollo)
Lineage: Eukaryota; Metazoa; Arthropoda; Insecta; Lepidoptera; Papilionidae
Source: the annotation of a GenBank genome assembly
AUGAUAUGUGCAUCUGAGAGUUAUAAUAGUGCCUUAACUAGUACUCGAGGGUAUACAACAGCUCAAGGUGUCCAAUCCUCAGAUACCAAUUGUCAUACAUUACACAAUGUGUUUACAUCUCCAAGUAGUGCCUCAAAUCAAUCUGUAGGAGGAUAUACAGCUGAACAAGAUGCCAAUGACCUUCCAGUCGGUGGGAACACCGUGUUCGGACCGUAUGCAAGAGAGGAGGCCAAUGCUACUUCGCUAAUUGAUUAA